ACGUUAUAUAAUGGGGUAGUCUCCGUACUUCAUUUCCAUCAAAUCCUUCUAUAGUCAUACAUUGAUAUCUUUGAUGGCAACGGCAAAUGCAGAAGCAUCCUCAUUCCAACAACUACCCAUGAAAUCCCACAUUGCUGUACUACCUAGUCCAGGCAUUGGCCACGUCACACCCCUCCUAGAGCUCUCCAAGCUCCUGGUCACACACCACCAGUGCCACGUUACCUUCCUCAACGUCACCACCGAAUCUUCCGCAGCCCAAAACAACCUCCUUCACUCCCCAACUCUCCCUCCCAACCUCCACGUCGUCGAUCUCCCACCCGUUGACCUCUCCACCAUGGUCAACGACCAAACCACCAUCGUAGCCCGUCUCUCUGUCAACCUUCGAGAAACCUUGCGUCCCCUCAACACAAUCCUCUCACAACUGCCCGAUAAGCCCCAAGCCCUAAUUAUUGACAUGUUCGGAACCCAUGUUUUUGACACCAUUCUCGAAAACAUUCCCAUUUUCACUUUUUUCACUGCCUCAGCACACUUGCUCGCCUUUUCCCUCUUUCUCCCUCAGCUGGACCGUGACGUGGCGGGCGAAUUCGUGGACCUUCCGAACCCGGUUCAGGUCCCGGGCUGCAAACCCAUCCGAACCGAAGACUUGAUGGACCAAGUAAGGAACCGGAAAAUCGACGAGUACAAAUGGUACCUCUAUCACGUGAGUCGCAUGACUAUGUCAACCGGUAUUUUACUCAACACGUGGCAAGAUCUAGAGCCCGUCACGCUAAAAGCAUUGUCGGAGCACUCUUUCUACCGCAGCAUAAACACUCCACCGCUUUACCCUAUUGGACCGCUGAUUAAAGAAACCGAAUCGCUGACGGAAAACGAACCGGAGUGUCUUGCGUGGCUCGAUAACCAACCCGCCGGUUCGGUUCUGUUUGUCACGUUCGGGAGCGGGGGCGUUUUGAGUUCGGAGCAACAAAAUGAGCUGGCGUGGGGUUUGGAACUCAGUGGCGUGAGGUUCGUGUGGGUGGUUCGGGUGCCGAACGACGCUAGUGCAUUUGCUGCGUUUUUUAAUGCGGGUGGCGAUGAUGAUGCGACGUCGUAUUUGCCGGAAGGGUUUGUUUCGAGGACUCGGGAGAGGGGUUUGGUGGUGAGGUCGUGGGCCCCGCAGGUGGCGAUUCUGCGGCACGCAUCUACGGGGGCGUUUGUGUCGCACUGCGGGUGGAACUCGACGUUGGAGAGCGUAGCAAACGGGGUUCCGGUGAUCGCGUGGCCGUUGUACGCGGAGCAGAGGAUGAACGGGACGACGGUAGAGGAGGAUGUGGGAGUGGGUGUGAGAGUGAGAGCGAAGAGCACUGAAAAAGGUGUGGUGGGGAGGGAGGAGAUAGAGAGGGUGGUGAGGAUGGUGAUGGAAGGGGAAGAAGGGAAGGAGAUGAAGCGAAGAGCAAGAGAGUUGAAAGAAACCGCGGCCAAGUCUUUAAGCGUCGGAGGACCAUCCUACGAGAUGCGUGCUGCAAUGGCUAAUGUUUGCUUGUUUGCAACAAAAAAGCAGUGCACCAAAAAGCCCGUUCAGAGGGUGGAUCAUGAAACUGAAGUCAAAGGUUGAAAAUUAACCAGCGUGUUUUCGCGCGCGCUCUUUUGCCGAAUCUUUCCUACAAUAAAAUAACCGUCACGUUUGGCGGUUUCGGCUAUAAAUAAGUAAUUUUUUUCUGCGUGUUGUAGUAACUGGGAGUAGGUUUGGUUUCCCUAAAAGUACUCUUGCCACCUAGGCUUAGAGGUUAAUUGGGCUUGCUUCUCCAAACCUUAGUUUAGCCAUCCACAUUUGUGAAAAACAAUAAAUGUCAUCAGCUUCCUAUUUUACCCCCUCAUCAUUUCCCAACUCCUCAUAGAAUUGGAUUUUCAAUGGUCAUCGGAUGGUGUUCGAAGGAGUUUCUGCUAACUCAUAUUGUAUUUCGGUGUCCCUUUGUUUGCUUUUCGUAUUCGUUUCAGGAUCUGAGUAGAAUAUUGUUGGUCUCGUGUGUUUUGCAAUCUGGUCAGGUUUGCUUUGGAUGAGGUGAUUUAUGGCUAUUUGUAAACCCCUCUUUUGUUCUUUGCCUU
This is a messenger RNA of Glycine soja, 2082 nucleotides long. Its product is annotated as anthocyanidin 3-O-glucosyltransferase 5-like. The transcript has a single exon. NCBI's taxonomy places the organism in Eukaryota, Viridiplantae, Streptophyta, Magnoliopsida, Fabales, Fabaceae. The coding region runs from base 74 to 1591 and encodes 505 amino acids. The record is from RefSeq and is a predicted model, not a curated record. Gene Ontology annotation, molecular function: UDP-glycosyltransferase activity.